Messenger RNA from Phasianus colchicus (ring-necked pheasant), 1196 nucleotides. NCBI's taxonomy places the organism in Eukaryota, Metazoa, Chordata, Aves, Galliformes, Phasianidae. The record is from RefSeq and is a predicted model, not a curated record.
CAAAGGCUGAGGCGGCGGCGGCGCCUCAGUAUAACUCGUGGGGGCUGCGCGGCGGCCAUGGCCACAGCCGCCUCCAACCCCUACGGCCUGCUCGGCUCCGGCUCGCUCGCCCAUGCGGACGGCGCGGGCAUGCAGCAGGGGAGCCCGUUCCGCAACCCGCAGAAACUGCUGCAGAGCGAGUACCUGCAGGGCGUCCCCGGCAAUGGGCACCCGCUGGGCCACCACUGGGUGACGAGCCUGAGCGACGCCGCGCCCUGGCCCUCGGCGCUGGCGGGCGGCCCGCUGGAGCAGCCCGACGUGAAGCCGGGCCGCGAGGACCUGCAGCUGGGCGCGCUGCUGCACCACCGCUCGCCCCACGUCUCGCACCACUCGCCCCACGCCAACCACCCCGGCGCCUGGGGGGCCAGCCCGGCGCACGGCGGCUCGCUGGGCCCCGCCGGGCAGCCCCCCCCGCUCGGCGUGUACCCGCAGGCCGGCUUCGCGGUGGGCGGCGUGCUGGAGCACGGGGGGCUGACGCCGCCGCCCGCCGCCGCCGCGCAGCAGCCGCCGCCGCCGCAGGGGCUGCACCCCGGGGAGCACGGCGAGCUGGGCGGCCACCACUGCCAGGACCACUCGGACGAGGAGACGCCGACCUCGGACGAGCUGGAGCAGUUCGCCAAGCAGUUCAAGCAGCGCCGCAUCAAGCUGGGCUUCACCCAGGCCGACGUGGGCUUGGCGCUGGGGACGCUCUACGGCAACGUCUUCUCGCAGACCACCAUCUGCCGCUUCGAGGCCCUGCAGCUCAGCUUCAAGAACAUGUGCAAGCUGAAGCCGCUGCUGAACAAGUGGCUGGAGGAGGCCGACUCCUCCACCGGCAGCCCCACCAGCAUCGACAAGAUCGCGGCGCAGGGCAGGAAGAGGAAGAAGCGCACCUCCAUCGAGGUGAGUGUCAAAGGCGUGCUGGAGACGCACUUCCUCAAGUGCCCCAAGCCGGCCGCGCAGGAGAUCUCCUCGCUGGCGGACAGCCUGCAGCUGGAGAAGGAGGUGGUGCGGGUCUGGUUCUGCAACCGGCGGCAGAAGGAGAAGCGCAUGACGCCGCCGGGCGAGCAGCAGCAGCACGAGGUGUACGCGCACGGCGUCAAAACGGACUCGGCCUGCCACGACCUCUGACCGGGGCUGCCGCCGGCUCGGACCUGCCCGCGGCCGCCCGACCCCCC